Messenger RNA from Lacerta agilis (Sand lizard), 2186 nucleotides. RefSeq names its product PX domain containing 1 (gene PXDC1). The transcript is spliced from 5 exons. The coding region runs from base 1099 to 1794 and encodes 231 amino acids. The record is from RefSeq and is a predicted model, not a curated record. NCBI's taxonomy places the organism in Eukaryota, Metazoa, Chordata, Lepidosauria, Squamata, Lacertidae. Gene Ontology annotation, molecular function: phosphatidylinositol binding.
CCCCCAGCAGGGUAAGGCGAGCGCGCAAAGCUGCGCCACGCUCGGCUUUUUCGACGCCCGUCCAUACUCAGCACUGGGUGGAAACAAACACGCGCGUGGAAGCUGCAAACUCGCCGCUUGUUCGACGGGCAAACCCGCUCUGCUCCAGAGAAGGAAAACAAUCGCUGAACUUUUCUUCGCCAAAACCAGCUGCGGUUUGCUUGCAAGGAAAACCUCUUUGGGGGAAAAUGAACCCUCCUCCUUGGCAUCCUAUUCUCCCCCAGGACUAGAAACUUAGGGAUGGCCGCGAUGGAGGAAAACGCAAGCAAGGAAUCCGCUCCUUUUCGUCGCUGUUUCCAAUCCCACCCGCCCUUCAUUAACCUAUCUCCGUUUCUCAGUUACGUUAAAUAAUAAUAAUACGCCACUGUUUUCUACCGAUAUCCGACCGAUAGCUGAUCCACGCAGCGGCCGUAGGAAGGGACUCUCGGGGAGUGGGCUGCUUGUCUCCCAGUUUCCUUCUACGUGUUGCAUUGGGGCAAUCGGAAGCCACCUUUCGCGCGCCCAGCCAACCGCCUUUUUGCGUGCGUGUUUUGCAACAAGCUCUUUGCCCUGCCUGCGUAGCGAAGUAUUUCGGAUUCUUCGGAAGCUCAGAUUGGGGGAAAAAAAGAGAGAGAAAAAGGGAAGAGUUUUUAACGCGCGCGCACACCACGUACUAAGGCGCUCCUCCGUGGCGUUGGCUGGGCGGUCGACUUGGAUCCUCGCCGUUGCCUCAAGUAGUGUCCCCAAAGCGAAAAGGGGCCGGUUGGCUCGACGGCAACUCUCCGGGCGCGAUCCCGUGCUGGUGGUGGACACACAGGGAGGCAAGUGGAAGCGAGGAGGAGCCGGAGGAGGAGGGCGGAGACCUCCCACUUUCCCGGGCCAAGAGCGCAGAGGAGGCGCCGGGCCGCUUUACGCGCAGCUCCGAGGGGAGCGCGCCUGGCCAAAAGCGACGCCGCCUAGCCCUGCGAUGGCGGGUUCCCGUCCUCUCCACUGAAUCUGCGCGCCUGGGAGGACGGAGGCGGUCCGCUCCCGUCCUGUCCCCGGCCGGCGGAGGGGUUAUGCGCCUCGGGCAGCGGCGGGAUGGCCUCGGCCGUGUUUGAGGGCACCUCUCUGGUGAACAUGUUCGUGCGCGGCUGCUGGGUCAACGGCAUCCGGAGGCUCAUCAUCAACCGGCGAGGCGACGAGGAGGAGUUCUUCGAGAUCCGCACCGAGUGGUCGGACAGGAACGUGCUCUACUUGCACCGCAGCUACUCGGAUCUGGGCCGCCUCUUCAAGCGCCUGCUCGACUCCUUCCCCGAGGAUCGCCCCGAGCUGUCACAGUCUCCCUUGCUCCAAGGACUAAUCACCAUUAAAGAGUCUCAUGACAUAGAAGCCAGGCUUAAUGAAGUAGAGAAGCUCCUUAAGAAUAUUAUAAAUAUGCCUUGGAAGUACUCCAGAUCAGAAGUCGUCCUCACCUUCUUCGAAAGAUCUCCUUUAGAUCAGGUGUUAAAGAAUGACAAUGUCCAUAAAAUUCAACCAAGCUUUCAAAGUCCAGUUAAAAUAUCAGAAAUCAUGCGAUCUAAUGGGUUUUGUUUAGCCAACACUGAAACAAUAGUCAUUGAUCACAGUAUACCAAACGGGAAAGAAAAGCACUUAGAUGUCGAUUCGGCAGAACAUUUGUUUGAAAACGUUGGCGAAUUUACCUCCGAGCUCGAGGGCAGCGAUGACCCAGCAGCGUAUGUCACCAACUUGUCAUACUACCACCUGGUUCCGUUUGAAACUGAUAUUUUGGACUAAGAGUGGCAAACGAACUUUGUGGCGGACAUCAGUGGGGCGUCUUUAAGCACAGCGUUCACCAUCCUAUAGUUUUGCAUUUGUCGUGGGAUGCAAGGAGGAAAGGGGAUCGCUGCAUCCGUCUUGAUGCUGGCAUCUCUGCUUGUUUCUUCAUCGUGGUUCCUGGUGGCAGCUUGUGAAGAUGCCGUUCUAUUCUAAUGGACAAAGAGAUGUUAGUUUUGCCAAAGGGAAUGAAGCAAAGGCACCUGGAGCAUAAUAGGCCAAGGAACUAUGCCAUGCAGCCAAAUCAGCAGCAACCACGCCAUUGACAAAUCAUUGGUGAAUGUGCAAAAAUCAGUGGCGCCAGUUCUUACUGAUAUACGGUAGAACUUGCACAGACCAUCCACAUUUCUUCC